AAACCCUAACAAAAACCCGGCGCGGAAGCUUUGCAGUCGCAGCAACAAUGGGGAAGGCGAAGGGGAAGCACCGUUUGGACAAGUACUACCACUUGGCGAAGGAGCACGGUUACAGGUCGAGGGCAUCAUGGAAGCUGGUCCAGCUCAACUCCAAGUUCCACUUCCUGGAAUCCUCACGCGCCGUCCUCGACCUCUGCGCCGCCCCCGGCGGCUGGAUGCAGGUGGCGGUGCAGCGCGUUCCCGUCGACCACCUCGUCAUCGGCGUCGACCUCGCCCCCAUCGCUCCCAUCCGCGGCGCCAUCGCCAUCCAGGAAGACAUCACCAGGCCCGAGUGCAAGUCCCGCAUCAAGAAGCUCAUGAACGAACACGGUUGCCGCGCCUUCGACGUCGUCCUCCACGACGGUUCCCCCAACGUCGGCGGCGCCUGGGCGCAGGAGGCCACGAGCCAGAACGCUCUCGUCAUCGAUGCUGUUAAGUUGGCCACUCAGUUCUUAGCUCCUAAAGGCAUCUUUGUAACCAAGAUUUUCAGGUCGCAGGAUUACAGUUCUGUUGUGUAUUGCUUAAAGCAGUUGUUUGAGAAGGUUGAGGUGGAUAAACCUGCGGCUAGUCGUUCUGAAUCCGCUGAGAUAUAUGUUUUGGGGCUUAGGUACAAGGCUCCUGCCAAGAUUGAUCCGCGUCUUCUCGAUGUCAAGCAUCUCUUUCAAGGGUCUGUGGAGCCCCAGUCUAAGGUGGUGGAUGUACUUAGAGAUAAUAAGCAAAAAAGGCAUCGUGAUGGAUAUGAGGAGGGAAACACGACUUUAAGGAAGAUAUCUACUGCUGCAAAUUUCAUUUGGUCAGAUUCUCCUCUGGAGAUCCUUGGUUCAGUCACUUCAAUAACCUUUACUGAUCCAGCUGAUUUACCAAUCAAGGAUCAUGAACUAACUACUGAAGAGGUGAAAUCUCUCUGUGAUGAUUUAAGGGUUUUGGGGAAGCAAGACUUCAAGCAUCUUCUAAAGUGGAGGAUUCACAUUAGAAAAGCUCUUUCACCAGCUAAAAAGGCCGAUCCUACCACUACAGAACAGGUGGAAAAGGAACAGAAGGUGGAUGAAGAAGAUAGAAUCCUCAAUGAAAUGGAGGAACUUACCAAUGUUAUGGACCGCAAGAAGAAACGUGCAAAGAAGCUUCUUGCAAAAAGAAGAGCCAAGGACAAGGCACGAAAAGCAACAGGGAUGCAAAUGGAUGCAGUAGAGGAUGGUUAUGUAGAUCUGGAGUUGUUUUCUCUUUCCUCUAUCAAGGGUAAGAAGGAUCUGGUAGCUGUUGACAACACUGAGUAUGAAGGUGAUGAGGUUGAAGACAGUGAAAAUGAAGAAAUCCAUGAAGGUCAAAAGCAUUCAUCCAGUGACUUGGAUGAUUCUGAUGAGGAACGUAAAAGAUAUGAUGAACAAAUGGAAGAUUUGUUGGAUCAAGCUUAUGAGAAGUUUGUUAUCAGAAAGGAAGGAAGUACAAAGCAGCGGAAGCGAAUUAAAAAAUCCUAUGAUGCAGAGGCCCAACUUUUAGAGGGUGGUGAGGAUGAUGAUAUUGUUGAGUCCAAGUAUGAUUCAGAUGAAGAUCAGGCUGAUCAAGAAGCGAAUCCAUUAAUGGUGCCACUUAAUGAUGGGGCAGAGCUCACCCAAGAGGAGAUCAUGAAUAAGUGGUUUAGUCAGGAUGUGUUUGCUGAAGCUGCCGAGGAAGGAGACUUUGAGAAGGAAGAGAGUAAAGAUGAAAUGGAUAUAGAUGAGCCUAAGGAGAAGACAUCCAUUGCAAAAAAGGUCAAGGAAAAUAAAACAACAGCUUCAGCAGUGGUAGACCACCCUCAAUCUCAAGCUUCCAAAGCAGCAGAGGAUUUUGAAAUAGUUCCUGCGCCUGCGACUGAUUCAAGUGACGAUUCAUCCUCUGAUUCAGAAUCAGAGGAGGAAGAUAUUGAGGCCAAAGCUGAGAUAUUGGCUUACGCUAAGAAGAUGUUGAGGAAAAAGCAACGGGAGCAGAUACUGGAUGAUGCAUAUAAUAAGUACAUGUUUGAUGACGAGGGAUUGCCCAAGUGGUUUCUAGAUGAGGAGAAAAAACACCGCCAACCAAUAAAACCUAUUUCCAAAGAAGAAAUUGCAGCUAUGAAAGCGCAAUUUAAAGAAAUUGAUGCUCGGCCUGCGAAGAAGGUGGCAGAGGCCAAAGCACGGAAGAAGCGUGUUGCAAUGAGGAAGCUGGAGAAGGUGAGGAAGAAGGCGAAUGCUAUAUCUGAUCAGGCAGACAUAUCUGAUCGUUCGAAGAGGAAGCAAAUUGAACAACUAUAUAAAAAGGCUGUUCCGAAGAGGCCUAAAAAGGAAUAUGUAGUUGCAAAGAAAGGUGUCCAAGUAAAGACUGGCAAGGGAAAAGUUCUUGUUGAUCGCAGAAUGAAGAAGGAUGCUAGGAAACGUGGAAUGGGUAAGGCAGGAAAAGGAGGUUCCAAGAUGAAGGGCAAGGCUCCAAAGGGCAAAGCAUCUUCAAAGGCCUCUGCCAAGUCCGGAAGACACAGGAAUAAAUGAAAAUAGAAGAUCUCCAGAGUUCAAAGUCAUGGGUUUUGUCGUAUUUUCUCGGCCCAAAUUUUGUUUUUUCAUUUCUUUUCCUGCUUGUUAUUGUGCAAUAGAUAUUAGAAUUAACGAAUAUAGCUGUUUUGUUCUUCAUAAAGGAAAAUGUUAAAUUAAUUGAAAUUCGUCUUAUUAGCAGCUUAUAAAGUUCUUAGUUUAGUAA
This is a messenger RNA of Cajanus cajan (pigeon pea), 2742 nucleotides long. RefSeq names its product FtsJ-like methyltransferase family protein. The record is from RefSeq and is a predicted model, not a curated record. Gene Ontology annotation, cellular component: nucleolus; nucleus; preribosome, large subunit precursor. Gene Ontology annotation, molecular function: rRNA (guanine) methyltransferase activity; rRNA (uridine-2'-O-ribose)-methyltransferase activity. Lineage: Eukaryota; Viridiplantae; Streptophyta; Magnoliopsida; Fabales; Fabaceae. Gene Ontology annotation, biological process: rRNA methylation; maturation of LSU-rRNA from tricistronic rRNA transcript (SSU-rRNA, 5.8S rRNA, LSU-rRNA); maturation of 5.8S rRNA from tricistronic rRNA transcript (SSU-rRNA, 5.8S rRNA, LSU-rRNA).